AUGUUGGCCAUACCGUCCGCACCGCGCAUAGAUGCGCGGAAACGUGCCGCAAUCAAGCGGCAGCAAUUCCAGAAAGCGGAGUUCGCAGAGCAGGACUAUCCUCAUCGCAUGAACUUCUACAUCAUCCCACCUACCGGAGACGUGACCUUGGAACAAUUCGAAGAAUGGGGGAUUGCGCGCCUCAAGAUUCUAGCCGAGCUGGAGGCUUGCCAGUUCCGUAACAAGACUCCCGCCGAAACGGAAGAGUACAUGCGACCGAUCCUCGCGAAACACCUGCCGCUCUCGACCAACAGCUCGAGGAGUAGUGAGAUCUCACUCGAACGGAAACGCGAUCACUACAGCCACUGGAUCUUACGAUUAGCCUUCUCGAGUACGAAAGAUCUUCGACAGCGGUUUGCGAGACUAGAGACACAGCUGUUCAAGCUGCGGAUACAGCAGGAUGAUUUGCGAGAGCGGAAGUCUUUCAUAGACUCGCUGCCCAUGUCAUGGGAGAUGGUCAGUGAUGAGGAAAAGUCGAUGUGGCUGGAUGAUCUGAAGGCCGCGACAAGUUGUAUAAAGACCGACGAAGAGAGCUGGUUCAAGUGUGAAUGGGAGAAUGUGCCAGAUCUCGUGGAGAGGCGGCAGGUGCUACUGAAGAAAGGCAAGGCAUACGUCCAUGUUCGAGAGCAGAUGGGCAUGGUCGUCAACGAGUUCUCGCGGCAAUUGGAUUCCGGGCUGGAGCUCGCAGCGCGUUUCUUACCCCGGAUGGAUGAGGACAACCGACUGGCACCAGUACUACACCAUCUGUCACAAUCGUUCGUGGCUCCUGAUGCAGGCUAUGCAGAGAGCUCGAGCCUGAGCGACAUUGCAAACAUAAACGCCGCGUCCAUCGAUGGCUAUAGCCAGCACUUCCCGCUGUGCAUGCAGAAUCUGCAUCGCGAAUUGAGGAAGAACAGCCACUUGAAGCAUUUCGGACGUCUACAGUACACACUUUUCCUGAAGGGCAUAGGCUUGAAUAUGCAGGAGUGCAUUGCCUUCUGGCGAAGGAGCUUCAAGCUGAUGACAGACGAUAAAUUCAAAUCUGAGCAUCUUUACAACAUUCGCCACUCAUACGGUGAUGUUGGUGGUGACGCAAACCGACGAGGCCGUGGCUAUACUCCCUACAGCUGCCAGAAGCUGCUCACUGAACCUCUUCCCUCAGGUGGCCAGCAACAUGGAUGUCCUUACCGGACGUACAGCCCAGAGAAUCUCAUCACGCUACUGCAGAAUGUAGGAGUCACCGACAAGGAGCUCUUGAAGGGCGUGCGUGAGGACGUUGGCAAGCAAAGAUACCACAUUGCAUGCAAUAGAGUCUUCGAGUCUGCUCACAAGAAUGAGAUCAAGAAGGUCAAGGAGGAGUCACUCUGGCCAGCAAGUGAACUCGAUACCAUCCUUCACCCGAACGACUACUUCAAACGCAGCUUCCUGCUCAAGAAUCUUGGGAAGCUACAGAGUGGCGAUAUUGGGGUUGAUGGGCCCUCGCAGUCGUCCAGCAAUUGA
Molecule: messenger RNA, 1518 nt
Organism: Zasmidium cellare ATCC 36951
Lineage: Eukaryota; Fungi; Ascomycota; Dothideomycetes; Mycosphaerellales; Mycosphaerellaceae
Exons: 3
Coding region: 1-1518 (505 amino acids)
Biological process (GO): DNA replication, synthesis of primer
Cellular component (GO): alpha DNA polymerase:primase complex
Source: RefSeq, a predicted model, not a curated record